CUGGCCUUUCCUCCAGAUUUGCCUCCAGUCAUUUUGAAUAAGGUUGUUUUGGUUUGGUUUGGAAGAUAGAGAUAUAGUGGUUGAUGGAGAGGGCAAGCGGUAGCAGUGGAUAUAUAAGCACGAAGUAGAAUGGAAGCUGGAUGAUGGAGCAAAACAAGAACAGAGGAGAGAGAGAACAGAAGCAGCGCAGAGAGGGACGGGACGCUGGUUUAUAAGAAAACGCGGCAGCGGUUCUUGUUGGGCGGCGUCGCAGCCCAGAUCACGCAGCGGGUCACGGGAUCCUCGCUUAGCUGAGCUGGAUCAGGCAGAUCAGGCCAAUCACAGGCUGCCGUUUGCUGUGUCAGCUUAUUGUGGCCUGCUGCCCGAUCCGGUAAGUCUGGUAAACCACGCUGUUACCGAACCGUACAGUCCAGUAUUAGCCUAUUCCCAUACAAACACCACCCACCGCGCCCUCUAAUCAUACGGAUCAUACGGGUCUGUUACCGUAUCGAAAUUCUGCUUCCUUCACCCACCUCAGAUCACGCUGCGUCGGCUGGCGCUGCUGGCUGCUGCUAUAAGUACUCGCCCCCCCGCCUGCUCCUCGUCGCGACUCUUGUCUCUUCUCCAUCUUCCACUGCUUCACGUCCGCAUACCUUGCUCACACCACACCCGCCGCCACACGUCUAUUACACACGACAUCUACUUCUUUACCCUUUUUUAAUUUUUAAAAAACUCUCAAAUUCAUAAUGGCACCAAAGGCCGCCGAGAAGAAGCCCUCUACUGGAGGCAAGGCCCCCGCCGGAGGCAAAGCUCCUGUUGAGAAGAAGGAAGCUGGCAAGAAGACUGCCGCCACCGCUGGUGGUGAGAAGAAGAAGCGAUCCAAGACCAGAAAAGAAACCUACUCCUCCUACAUCUACAAAGUCCUCAAGCAAGUCCACCCUGAUACUGGUAUCUCGAACCGUGCCAUGUCCAUCCUUAACUCCUUCGUCAAUGACAUCUUCGAGCGCGUUGCCACCGAAGCCUCCAAGCUUGCUGCCUAUAACAAGAAAUCCACUAUCUCUUCUCGAGAAAUCCAGACUUCCGUGAGACUCAUCCUCCCAGGUGAACUUGCCAAGCACGCCGUCUCCGAAGGCACAAAGGCUGUCACCAAGUACUCUUCGUCUGCCAAAUAAACGACUUUGUUUUUUUGUUUUCUUGCUUUCUCUUCUAUUAUAUGGUUUUUCUUUUUUUUAAUUCCUCAUGGUCGAAUGUCUUUUUUCUCUCUGCGGCUCAGUGAGGUGGCUACGGGUGUUAAGUGGGUUUUCUUGUUUCUCUAACGCUUCAUGGGACGGUUUUGAAUUUGUUAUUUCCUUGUUUUCAAUUAUUUUUUAUUUUUUAUUCCACUUUGCAACAUUCCACAUGUCUAUGGGUUGCAAUUCGUAUCGUUUUGAUGGAAUGUACAAUAAAUUACUGGAAUAUGGAAGGCAGUCCGGCAUGGGUUCACUGGCCACUGGCCGCCUCCUUGAUUAAGGCAAGAAAAUUCAAUUUGCUUUUAUUGUGCAAAGUCUCUCCUGGUAUUUGUCUCUUGCAAUCAAGAUCUCCGAUGUGGAAUGCGUGGAGCUUUUGCAUCUUCAUUUUCACGUGGGGAAGACGGUCGAUGAUUUUUGAUGUCAAAUAGAUACGUGUUUCUAUCCAUAAGCCAAGAACAAAAUCGAUACUAUAUACAGCCCAGGCUUGUCAUGUCAUGAAAAUGACUAGAAAUCAGAAGAAAUCCAGGACGACGAGAAAACUUGAUUAAACCAUGUAACCAACCAACCAGCCGAAACAAAAGAAUUGACUUGCGCGUCAUUUUGAUAUAUGUAAAACACUGGGGCUAUCCCCAACAUCGUCGUCGCGGAUGCUCCUCUCAUCGCCGUCAACGCGUUCGUCGCAAUCGUCACAUUCAUCAUCAUCGUCAUCAUAUUCAUCCAACGCCUCAACCUCAUCAACAGCCCCUUCCCUCUCCGACCCAUGCCCACCAAACGGUGACGUCUCCUUAUCAAAAACAUGAAUGAUCGCUUUCCCAUUCCCAGUUACCGCACCACCGCGCAAGUUCCGCUUCCAGUUAUCCCAGUCAUCCUCGUCGCGGAUCAGGAAGCCAAUUAGCAUACUAGGAUCCAUGUCCUUGAUGUGCAGCCGCCGCAGCCGGCGCGUGUGGUAGGUGUUCAGCUCCUCGUCGGUGUACUGUUGGUCGACGGGGACGUGGUAGGGGAGGGCAGGGCGGGUGUGGUGCGGGUCCAGGUAGAAGAAGUGGGAGCCUUGCGCGCCGAUGAAGUAGUGGGAGGAAGAGGGGCGGCCGCUAUUGGUUUUUGUUAACAACGCCGCCGUGGCUUUUUUUGUUUUCAAAAAAAAAAAAAAAAAAAAAAAAAAAAAAUAUAUUCCUUGGACAAGCUGGAUAGACGUUUACAAACUUACCCUGCUAUCCCUACGGCCUGUGGGUAUUUCAACACGGCCUUGAGCGCUUCCCAGUAUACGGGCGUGACGCGGUCGAUGCCCAGUCUGAUUCCGAGGAGGAUUAAGGUGGGGCGGAUAUCUGUGCUUGUGCCUGUGCCGCCUCCGCUGGCUAUUGCCCGGAAUCGAUCUUCGUAGACGUCUGAGCCAUCACUUGUGACGUAGACGUUUAGACCGGCGUGUUUGCAUUCGCUCGAUAGUGCUCUGCGGGAUAUACUUUAAUGAGUAGAAUGACAAGGGAAGCGCUGGGAGGGGCGGGUGAAACCCACUGUAUGCAUCUUGCUGUGGCAGACGGGCCAAACCAUUCCCCAGGAUAUUUUCCGCACGCAGAAGCUCCAUGCUCCACGAAUCUGUGAAUUGAGAAGGGGGCCCUCGGAUCAUCGGCAAAUAGCGAGAGUAAAUUGCUUUCUUCCUUUACUUUGGUGCCCCGUCUCCACUCUACAGGAUUUUGUUUCCCUUUAGCUUUUCGUUCAUGUAGUAAACGGGGAAUAAAGCGUAGUAAGGCUCUUUCCCGGUGUAACAUACCUCGACCUAAAAAUAAUAUCGCCAGCGCAUUUGCAAGCAAGCUCUGUCCCGAUCGAAUCAUACAACCCCAUCCUGUAUCUGUUGUAAAUCCCUGCGGAUCAACCAGUUGGCUUCUGAGGCGAACGCCCAGCGUCAUGGCCGACGCAGCGUUGGGGUCGCUAGACUUUGGAAUCAGCGGGAAGCUAGACCGAUACGUGAGCCAUAUCUUCGACUCGAAGUCAUCUAGGAAGGCCGCUGGCCAGUCCUGCUGCCCUUGUUGUCCUGAUGGGUUUGCUGUGGUGGAUCCAUGGUGGUUUGCGAAAAGCGGCACCUGGCUAUUUAGGCGGGGACCAUUAUCUGGUGGCCUCGUAGCUACUGCAUUUGUUGUCUGAUCUGAAUCAUUUCUAUGUUCAUCCCGCGUCUUGUUAUCAUCCUCCUGGGUCUGUGGUGAUUGUGGUUGCGGUUGUGGUUGCGGGGGAGUCAGUGGCUGGUAAACUCGCCCCAGACACCAGAUGGGGGAGCCGGGUUCAUCGUCAUUCUUAGGCUCAGGAUCCCAGAAGUAUUGCACGAUUCUCUUGUACUUUCCGAUAUCAACGUUAUUCAUGACGGCUGACGGUUUAGACUAUAUUAAUACCCCAUGGAUGUUGGCGGUAACCGACGGGGUAGGGUCGGUCAAUAUCAGUGGCGGUGUUUAUGGAGGGUUGUACG
Messenger RNA from Blastomyces gilchristii SLH14081, 3660 nucleotides. RefSeq names its product histone H2B. Gene Ontology annotation, cellular component: nucleosome. The coding region runs from base 726 to 1151 and encodes 141 amino acids. The transcript has 4 exons. Gene Ontology annotation, molecular function: DNA binding; structural constituent of chromatin; protein heterodimerization activity. The record is from RefSeq and is a predicted model, not a curated record. Gene Ontology annotation, biological process: nucleosome assembly. NCBI's taxonomy places the organism in Eukaryota, Fungi, Ascomycota, Eurotiomycetes, Onygenales, Ajellomycetaceae.